AGCUCAACUCCCCACUCCAUUCUGGCUCACGCUGUGGCACGCGCUCUCUGCAACCCGGACCUGCCCUCAGACACGCUGCAGCGCUCGCCUCCACGCCCGCUCAUCCCCUCAGAGCUCUGCACCUCCACGACAGCAGGACCCCUCAUCAUGUCCAAGUAGGCUCCUCUUGGGGGAAUUUGCUGAAAGUCUGACUGCAGAGUGAAAAAGGAGCGCUCCAGUUCUAAACCAGACUCUCCUCAAAGAGCGGCAGAUGUGACAGAAGAGGGAAGGCGGAGAGAGAAACCCAAUACCCCUUCCACCGCCGCCACCACUUCUCAUCCUCAAGAACAAUACAAGCCUCCAGCUGGAGAGGGUCAGCUUUUGUCCUUUCCCCCCCCGCGCCUCCCACUCAAGCGAAGAGCAGACGGUGGCGCUGACACACUGACCCUCUGCGGGGAAACAGCUGCUGCUCCCUGCACGCUUUCAUUCAGUACUUGGACAGUUCCCGAGCAACAACACAGCUGCCUUCAUGAGAGCGUAGAGCAUCCGUGCAGCCAAGCUGGACAGAUGCAGCCGCCGGGCACCCUCCAGCUCCACCCGAGCGGCCCCUCUCCGGCCCCGGGUUUGCAGAGCAUCGCCGGCGGCUUUCAGAAGCUGGGAGAGAAGCAGCUCUUUGAGAAGUUUUGGAAGGGGACCUUCAAAGCCGUUGCCACCCCAAGACCUGGGAGCGUGAUAGUUGCGAGCAUCACUGCCCGAAGAAGAACCGCUGAAUCAGAAACAACUGCCUGUCACCCGCUGAAGACCAACGAUGGGGACUCAGCCAAUGCGUGGGCGGCCAGCAGGGACCGCAGAGGCUGCAUGAAGAAGAGUCGCCGAAAACACCGCAGCCACCGCAGAACCAGGAACCGCUCCUUCGAUGAGCUGCUGUCUCCCCGGAAAGGGAAGAAGAAAAAACGAAAGUCUGUACGGAGGAGGAAAAGAAGCAGGUCUCCUUCACACAGCCUGCCCCCUCUAAGGAAGAAGAAAAAGAAGAAGAAGAAGAAGAGUUCCAAGAAAAGCAAAGGACACAGGUGUACCUCAAAGAAAUCAAAACACAGCUCUUCAAGUUUAAAGCAUAAGCAUAGGAGCGAUGAACGGAAGCACAAGAAAAGUUCUCGGAUUCGCAGACAUCGGAGACGACGCGAUCGGAGGUUGCGGUCGGAUACUUCCUGCUGCCAUUCCAAAACAGAGGACAGAUAUCCUCUGCAUAAGUCUGUGGUUCAUCAGGCUUUUAGAGACCUAGCAGCUGUUGAAGAGGAAACCAGAGCAGCCCUCAGCCACACGGACACCAGACCACCAACCAAAUCUGUUUGUACCGCGGCUCCAAAAUAUCGCUCCGUCCUCUCGGCCAGCGCCAUUUUGCCCUCAAAUCCUGGAAAAGUGCUUUUCAACGGAAGCGGAGCUCAAAAUUUGCCAAACCGCAGAGAAGGUCCGCAUGAUUAUGAUUCUGGUAAUGACACAUCUUCGCCUCCGUCAAGCAAAACCGGUGUUUCCCAAGCGAGCGCCGCUGAGUAUGCCAGGACCGGACGUGUGGCCUCGGCGUUCAGAGACAGCGCCUCGGAUUCAGGGAACUCUGUGACCAGCUUUGCAUCUUCCUGCAAACCUUUCGGGGAAACCAGCCUGUCUGCAACCCUCUGCAAUCAAAUCAGCAACAGGGAGCAGAUAACCUUGGGGUGUCACGUAGAGGUUGUCGGAUCAUCUGAGUCAACCAGCUGUGAAUCGAGGAGGAGGAGGAGGGGUUCGUCUCGGACAAAAGGUCGCUCUUCCAGCAGCAGGAGCAGAUCCUCAGGGAGUUCCAAAUACUUGGGACGCUAUUCCAGAAGCUCCUCGUUGUCUUCUCGCAGCUCGUACUCACGAUCCCCCAGUCACUCAGAUGUCAGGCGAAGAGGCAGCAUGAGCAGCCUGAGCUCCAGAGGAAGCUACUCCAGACACAGUGAUGACAGACUUUCAGACAGAAAGAGACGAGCGGACUCCAGAGAGACAGACGCAAAGCACGGACGGAAAGUCAGGAAGCGAGGAAGGCGCAAAUCCUACACUCCCAUGAGGAAGAGGAGGAGGGACUCGCCGAGUCAUCUAGAAGCUCGGCGCAUCACAAGUGCGAGGAAGAGGCCCAUUCCUUAUUUCCGGCCAAGCCCCCCCUCCAGCAUUCGUUCCACCAGCGUGUCGUCCUGGAGCAGCAUCUUCACUCGCAGUCGAAGCCCCAUCCACAGCAUCAGCCGCAGCCGCAGUCGCAGCCGCAGCCACAGCUUCUCCUCCUACAGGAGCUACAGUCGCAGCUCAUCCUGGAACUCCUCCUGCGGGAGCCGCAGUCGCAGCCGCAGCCGCAGUUUGCUGAUCAAACGCAGGAAAACGAGGCAUUAGUGUCUGAAGCUGGGGAAAACAGUCCUUUUCUUUCUGCGUUUUGUUCUUGUUCUGCAUCCUCCUGCAUGAACGCUCAGCCUGAGACUGCAGAUCCAAACGGACUCUUCCUGUAUUUAUUCAGUGCAAAUCCAUGUGCCAAACUGUUCAUGUGUCUGCACUCUGACCAUUAAAUGAUCCCGCAAAACCUUC
This is a messenger RNA of Oryzias latipes (Japanese medaka), 2568 nucleotides long. It is a transcript of the gene srrm4, whose product is annotated as serine/arginine repetitive matrix 4. Lineage: Eukaryota; Metazoa; Chordata; Actinopteri; Beloniformes; Adrianichthyidae. The record is from RefSeq and is a predicted model, not a curated record. Gene Ontology annotation, molecular function: mRNA binding. Gene Ontology annotation, cellular component: nucleus. Gene Ontology annotation, biological process: regulation of RNA splicing; mRNA processing; neuron maturation.